GACAUAUGGCAGAAAAAAAUAGAAUACUUGUAAUAAUCUAUUAACUCUGACAUAAGCAUAAGCCCAGUGAAUGACAACACAUAUUAAAUCUGAAUUGUAAUGGCUUGUAGCAUAGUAAACUUCUGUAUAUUUUUAAUAUUUUUCAAUAUAUUUUAUUUUACUAAUAGCCAGAAAACUGUUAUAGAACUUGAUGAGGAUAACUGGAAUGAAAUUUUAAAUGGCGAAUGGCUGGUGGAGUUUUAUGCUCCGUGGUGUCCCGCAUGUAAAGCAUUAGAACAAAAAUGGAGAGAAUUUGCUCAGUUAGGUCCUGGCUUAGGUAUAAAAAUUGGUGCCAUUGAUGUUACUACCUCCCCAGGGCUAAGUGGCAGAUUUAUGGUUACUGCCUUGCCUACAAUAUUUCAUGUAAUAAAUGGCCAAUUUCGACAAUAUAAAGGCUCAAGAGACAUAAAUGCAUUCACUUCUUUCAUCGAAGACAAAAAAUGGGAGGUAGUAGAACCAGUUUCUAGCUGGAAAUCACCAAAUUCUAUUCAAAUGGGCAUUGUAUCUUCUUUUUUCAAGCUAUCACAACUUUUGAGACAAAUUCAUAAUAAAUUGACGGAAGAAUAUGGAUUACCCAGUGUGGGAUCAUAUCUAAUUUUUGCUAUAGCUACAAUUAUUUUAGGAGCUUUACUGGGCUUGAUUUUGGUAUGUGCAAUAGACCUUAUAUUCCCUCCAAAACACACAACUACACCAACAAAAUGGAACAAGAAGGAUGAUAAGGAUAGUGAUAAUGAAUUGAAUGAUGAAGAUAUUAAAGAUGAUCUUGUUGAUGAUGCUAGUCAGUCGGGCGAUGGAGAUGCUCAGAAUUCUGGAACUGAUUCUGAAAAUCAAAUUUCUGCUGAAAAAAAUAGUACAAAACCAAAAAAACGCAGAAACAGAAAGGACAUGUGAUCUGAAUGCCUUUAUAUCGACUAUUAAGUAUAAUUUAGUACUGACCCGUUAAUUUGAGUAACAAACCGAUUAUUUUUGUUUUGAACAGAUAUUGCAAUGUAUCUGUCAUGAAAAGGACUGAAUAUAACAUGUUUGGAACAUCGAGAGAUUGAUAAAUAUCAAAAAUUAAGGAUGAAUCAACAAUAAAAGUUUGGUAAUGUUAUAUGCAAUUUGUAAAUUUAUUUAAAUAUAACUCUACAAAGAAAUAUUUCUUCAUAAUAUCUUUUCAUAUUAUUUAUAUCCAAAAAUGUGUUUCACAAACCUGUUGAUUCAUCCAUUUAUUUAUUUAUUUUUUGAUUGAUUAUUUUCGGUGUUCUGUUUCAUUCCAAAUGGUUGUGUGGAUAUUAAAACUUUCUUUAUAUCUUGUGUAUAAUUUUUUAGGACUGUACAGUUUUUUAAAUUAGAUAGAUUUAUAAGUGCAAGUUCUUCACUGCGGAAAGUACAUACUAAUAAGCAUUAUUGCAAGCAACAUUUAAAUGAUUAUUAAAUGCUUUCAUAGAUUAUUCGAAUUCUAAUAAAUUUUUGCAGUGGAUAUUGAUAAUCAAAAUAUACUUUUUAUAACUAAAUUUGAUAAUUAUUUUUUGAAUAAAACAGUUAUUAAUCAAAAUUUAUCAUUUUUACCUAAAUGAUUUUAUUGAUCCGAUUGUAUCCCUUUUAAAAUAAAAAACAUAAUUUAUUAUUACACCCCAACAAAAUUAACAUAGUUUAUUAUCAAGCUAAAAGUUUAGAAUGAAAUUUUUUGUUUAGUAAGUUUGUCGCCCAAUAUUUCUAUCUGAAAUAAAAUUAUUUUUCAAGAUUAAUUGACACUUUUGUACUAACAGAAAAUUAGUUGCCUGGCAAUCAUCGGGAAGUUAAAACGAAUACCCUUCGUCAUUAGCGCCGACUGUGUAAGAGAGCGGCCGGCCGAUUAGACAAACUGCUACUGUCUAUCGCUACUUUGGCGGCAAUGACGGCAAAAAACGAUUUUAUGACUAUUUAAAUCCGCGGCAUCAAACUAUAUUAGUUAUUUUCAAGGUGUUUUAUAGAAGUACUUACAUGUGAAACUAUCUUUUUAUUUGGAGAACAUGAUACAUAAGACCAUUAACAAUAAGGGUUUGGUGGAACAUAUCACUGAACGGGAGCAGUAGAAUUCUGACUCCAAGCCCACUAUGCUGAAUAAUGGAGCCACUUUGUACACAAACGGAUCCGGGAGGGAUGGCUUGGUCGGAGCAGGCUUUUACGGAGGACACUCCAAAAUAAGCAAAUCUGUUUUGCUUGGGGAACUUGCUACCGUCUUCCAAACCGAGGUAUUCGCUAUGAUGGAAUGCGGACGCGCGAUAGUCAAUCGACCCCACACAGUAAUUUCAAUCUGCUCAGACAGCAGAGCUAUACAAGCCAUAAUGACUAACACAGUGUGCUCUAGAAUAGUCCUGGAAUGAAAGAAAGUCUUAAAAAAUCUGGUGAGUGAUGGUUGCAAGAUUCAGCUCGUUUGAGUGUCCGGUCACUCGAGCAACAAAGGCAACGACGAGGCGGAUUCACUCGCCAGGCUGGGCCCAUAAUCCAUCCUUGGUGUGGCCAAAAGUGUUGCUAUCGCGUCUCUCAACGGUCUACUUGCAAGGUGAAAUCCGGAGUGCCGUUGUUGCAUGGAUGAGGAUGAACCUGCAGACACGUCAUCUGUGUCAUAGCAACACUAAACAAAAUCCUAUUAAACAUUAAUAAUGAUAUACUUUUGAAAAAUAUCAAAAGGAUCUCUUUGUACUAAUUUACUUUCAGUCUCUGAAGAUGAUAAUGGUUACCGAAACGCGCGUCAGAUAGUGUAAUUGUGAGUGUUAUGUAGUGGUAGUGUGAACAGUGUGUUCAGUAUUUGUAUUUGGUGGUAAAGGAAUUAAGUUUUAAGCAAAAAAAGUUAUCCUUAAAAAGCGUACAUAAAAUUGUUUUUUAGUAUGUAGUUGUAAAGUAUGUGUGGACAACAUUACAGCCCACUUAAAACCCUUCUGAUAAUGUCGGACGUUUUAUAUCCUACACAGAGAAUCAGAAAACGAAGAUCGAUGAUGGCUUGUUGCAAGUUUAAGAUUGGUUCGAAAAAGCAUUAAUAAGCAGGUGGGAUGCAAUUGCUAGCAUUGUGAUGAAUGAUGCACCUUAUCACAGGUCAUGAAUAAUUGUUGAACGACAGAGGUUAAGAAAGCUUUAAUUCAAUUUGAUUUGGAAAUAUCAUAAGAUUUAUAAGCAGAAUUAUUACCUUUAGUUAAAUCUAAUAAGGUAGAAGAGAAACACGUUGCAUUUUGACAAUGCAUUGUAUUACAUUUGUCUCUUAACCAUUGUGAGUCGAAUCCAGUAGAAUUAAUUCCAUAAAUAAUUGGAGUCCUAUCAGAGAUGUAUAGCAAUUAUUCUAAAGAAACUACUGCUGUUGCUCAUUAAGAGACGCCAAAACAAAACAAAAACCAUUGUCUAGUGAAGAAAGUCCAAGUCACAAGAUAAAAAGAGAUUGUGUAAGGUACAGUAAAAAAAAAUUAAAAAAAAACAUAUGAACCCAGAUCAUGUUUCAAGGAUCCAGGACGGUUCAACCAAACUGUAAAACACCUCUAAAUAUGGUCCAUUGGGCCGCGGAGAAGGUUCUAAAUAAAAUACGUCGUCCAUAGGGCCGCUCUAGGCAGUGGGGAAAGUGCAGUUGCGGGCCUAUGGACCGCACCGGAUCUCAACGUGUUUAACAUCAUUCAAUUUUACAUCAAAAAGUUACUCGAUAUUGUGUACAGUUUUCGGAAAAUUUGAUUUGAAAAUUAUGAAGUAACUCCAAAUAUUUUUCAGUUUUCUAUCUAUCCUAGAGACGGGAUCACCUUUUUUAGAAACACCCUGUAUAAUUUUCAUUAUAUCUCUGUAUAUUCAACCAAUAAGUAUAAUCUAAUUGAAGAUAUAAUAUUGGUUGAUCCUAAUAACGCAUAUUCAAUGCAAUUAUUAUGAAAAUGACAUUUGGAGUUUUCGUGUCUUUUUAUCUUCAAACUUAAGUGACCUUGAUCAGUGACCCCUUUUCUAUCAAAAGUAGGCAAGAAAAACAAUAUAAUACAUUUUUUAAAUCACAAAUAGAAUUACUUUUGAUAAAUCUUGAGUAAAUUUUGUUAUGUAGGUAUAAUAAAACUUGGUAAUGACUUACCUCUUUUAAUUAUAUCUUUUCUUCGUUUAUAUAUUUACAAAAUA
Diorhabda sublineata is the source of this 4140-nucleotide messenger RNA. Its product is annotated as thioredoxin-related transmembrane protein 1-like. The record is from RefSeq and is a predicted model, not a curated record. The transcript is spliced from 6 exons. NCBI's taxonomy places the organism in Eukaryota, Metazoa, Arthropoda, Insecta, Coleoptera, Chrysomelidae. Bases 100 to 930 code for a protein of 276 amino acids.